CUUUCCCCCAAAAUUGACGGCACCGCCGCUGCUCGUCGGCCCGACCAACCGUCGGUCUCCGCCGCGCCAAGCGUCCCUCCUCACCACCGCAAAGCUAACCCUAGUCCACGAUCCACGAUCCCCCUCCCGAAGGCAGCCUGGCCGAUGCCCGCGCCCGUGCCGGCGGCGGCGCCGUGGCCCGUGUCGCAGGAGAUCUCCUACCUCGCCGAACGCCUCCUCGCCCACGCCGACGGCGACGCCGGGCUGCGGGACCUCGCGGCCGCGCUCCUCCGGGUCCAGCCCGUGGCGGGAGGGAUCGAGAAAAGGCGGGGGGCCGCCGGGGCGGACCUCACGGAGUGGCUCCUCCAGCUCAAGGACGCCGUCGCCGAGGCCGACGACCUCCUGGACGAGCUCCUCGAGCGCCGCCGCAGCCGGCUCGGCCCGGCGCUCGCUUCCUGCGUUGCCCGCGGCAAGCCAUCGCGGGAGGUGAAGCGACUGGUGGGCAGGAUCGACCGCAUCCAUGACGGCUCCGAGCGUCUCGUUGACCCGGCGGAGGAAGCGGGCGAGGCAGGGUUCGGCGUGAGGUCGCCGAACCGGGUGACAGGCUCCGUGCUUACGGAGCGGAAGGUGAUUGGGCGUGAGAAAGAGUGUGGCGAGAUAGUCAGCAGGCUGGUCGAUUCUGCCGAUGAAACAUGCUCUUCUGAUCUUCCUGCCGUUGCGAUCGUCGGCCAUGGUGGAAUGGGGAAGACAACGGUUGCGCAGUUUGUUUAUAACAGUGAGAGGAUUGAACGGCACUUCGAUCUCAGAGCAUGGGUCUGUGUCUGGGAUAGGUCUGAUGCGGCUGAGUUAACAAGGCAGAUAUUGCAGUCAAUUGGUGUUCCUGAUUAUGCAUUGUAUGGUGAUAGUUCAGCCGAAUUGGAAAUCCUACAGGCAAAACUUGAAGUAUCGAUCAUGUCAAAGAGGUUUCUCCUGGUUCUUGAUGAUGUUUGGAAUGAUGAGGGUAAGACAGAGCUGGAGAAUAAGGAUCUGUGGAAGAAAGUUUUGGCACCUCUUAGGUCUGCCGUAAGUGGGAGCAAGAUAUUGGUGACCACUAGAAUGAAACUAGUAGCAGAAUUUCUGAAUUCAACUCAUGUUGUCCCCAUCGAUGUGUUGGAAAUGAGGGAUUGCUGGUUAUUGUUAAAGGAGGCUGCUCUGGGUGGAGAAAGCAUGGGUGUUCCCCCUGAUUUGCAAGAGAUUGGGAGAACUAUUGCUGCAAAUGCAAAGGGCUCCCCUUUGGUUUCUAAAGCUCUUGGACAGAUGCUAAGAAACACUAGUAGUACAUGGAGGUGGAAAACACUUCUGGACACAGAAAUUAGUCAUAGCAUCAUUAUGUCGUCUCUUCAACACAGUUAUCAGCACUUGCCUGUGCACCUCCAGCGAUGCUUUGCAUACUGCAGCAUUUUUCCAAGGGGCUGGAGGUUUCACCGAGACAAAUUGGUGAAGAUGUGGGUCGCCGUGGGUUUUAUUCAACUAUCAAGCAAGAAAGGAAAAAGUGAAUAUGAUUUAGCACAAGAAUACUUUCAUGAUCUGCUUUCACGGUCAUUCUUCUGCAUGGCCAGCAAAGACAAUCAAACAUUAUAUUUCCUAAAUGACCUAAUGCAUGAUUUGGCACAGCACGCUUCUGCUCAUGAUUGUAUCAAAAUCGAUGAAAGCAUGCCUGGUGUGAUCCCACCAACGGUGCGCCACUUGUCCAUCUCAACUGAUUAUUUUCCACAGCUCAAGAACAAGUGUAGGUUGGGAAGGCUGCGGACCUUAUUCGUUCUUAGAAGCUCCUCAUUAUCCUUAAGUCAUCUUCCUAGUAAGUUUCUGUCUGAAUUUAAGAACUUGCGUGUUUUGGAUCUUAGUGAGUCUGAUAUUUUAGAAUUACCAGAAACCAUUAGUCAGUUGUUACAUCUCCAUUACCUAGCUUUGUGCCGCAUGACUAGCAAACUUCCCAAGUGUGUGUACAGAUUUCUACAGAAUGGGGUGCUGGAUAUGCCUCUAUUGUUAUUUUCUGAUAGUCAUUCCAGACGUAUGAGUAAAUUGGUCAGACAUAAAACAUCAUGAAACUUGUCGCAACAUCAAGGGUUAGUUGGACUGUAUGAAGACCUAAUUUUUGCUUUCAACAAAAGCAGGAUUAAUCAUUUUAAAUAAAGAGAAAAAGGGGGUGUGGUUGGUAACUCUGAAGAUGAUCGGUUAGUGACAUUAUCAGCUCUGUUAUGUGCCUUUUGGGUUGAACUUGGUUAAGAUGCUGCGGAGUGGGUUAAAGAUAUCUUGUGGACUCAAAUCUGUUCCAAGACUCGGUGUUUUCUAAUUUGGUGGAUCAAGUCUUUCCAGAAUGGCGUCAAGCAAGGGGUUGCGCACAUCUUCAUAUUGUUGUUGUGUUUCCUGUUGGUUUUGUAUCUGCCAAUCUUCUCCAGGUUAAUUGGCAAUAUUUUCAAGCCAUCACUGGAGUAGCUGCCAGUUUGCUUAUAGUACUCUGGUAUCCUGACAAGAUAUGUACAGUCCGUUUAUUUCCAUUUUCACAUUUGUAAGCUAUUGUAUACUUUUUUAUUUCACUCGGCUUGUCCCCUACUGUUCAUUCAAGCAAAGAAGAAACGAAUGAUGAUUUGAGACUACUUUUUGGCCGCAUGUUGCCCUACUGCAUUGUGCACUCCAUUUCGUGAUGCUGCGCAUUGGAUUUCAGUACUGAGUCGCAGUAGAUACCCGAGUUCCGAUAAAAGUUGGGGAAUGGAUAUACGCACAAAGUAAAACUUGAG
This is a messenger RNA of Oryza brachyantha (malo sina), 2756 nucleotides long. Its product is annotated as putative disease resistance protein RGA3. Gene Ontology annotation, biological process: defense response to other organism. The coding region runs from base 145 to 2064 and encodes 639 amino acids. Lineage: Eukaryota; Viridiplantae; Streptophyta; Magnoliopsida; Poales; Poaceae. Gene Ontology annotation, molecular function: ADP binding. The record is from RefSeq and is a predicted model, not a curated record. The transcript has a single exon.